ACGACAUGGCGACCACAGGCAUGCAGCUGGUAGGCCUCAUCAUGUCCAUCCUGGGCUGGGUGGCCGGGGCGGUCGUGAUCCUGGUCCCUCUGUGGCGAGUCACCGCCUUCAUCGGCAACAACUUGGUGACCGCUCAGAUCAUCUGGGAAGGCCUGUGGAUGAACUGCAUCGUGCAGAGCACGGGUCAGAUCCAGUGUAAGGUCUACGACAGCAUGCUGGCGCUGCCCAGCGACAUGCAGGCUGCCCGGGGCCUCACGGUGCUCUCGGUCAUGCUGUGCGGCGUGGCUCUGGCUCUCGGGGUGCUCGGGGCAAAGUGCACCAAGUGCGUGGGCGUCAACAGCCUCAAGGCGCGCAUCGCCCGUAUCUCGGGGGUGCUCUUCGCCGUCGCCGGCUUCCUCUUCCUGGUGCCCGUCUGCUGGACCGCCCACUCCAUCAUCAGGGAUUUCUACGACCCGCACGUGGCCGCCCCGCACAAGCGCGAACUGGGCCCGGGCCUCUACAUCGGCUGGGGGGCGGCGGCCUUGCUCCUGGUCGGCGGGUCUUUGCUGUAUGCCGGCUCCAGUCCGCCCGGCAUGCCUGGCUCGCCCACCUUCAGUAGUGGAGAAAGCAGCCCUCGCCGGGCACCCGCCUCUCAGGUUAAAGGCUACGUCUAACAUGCCCGACUACAAGCCCCCCCACCAAAUGAUGACAAGCCUGUUUCACCCUCCUCUUGAUAUUUAAUGUUGUUCAGCAGGCUUAGAGAAAUGGAACUCCACGCAUGAUUAGAUAACCCUUUCUUCUAUGUUUGUCAUUGUAAAAUACAAUAAAACAUUUGGCCUUUACUCAUGUAAAACGUUUCUUUUCCCGCUUUUGCAUAGCAUUUACACUACCGUUCAACGUUUUGGGUUCCCUUAGAA
Molecule: messenger RNA, 896 nt
Organism: Phycodurus eques (leafy seadragon)
Lineage: Eukaryota; Metazoa; Chordata; Actinopteri; Syngnathiformes; Syngnathidae
Gene: cldnk
Product: claudin k
Exons: 1
Coding region: 6-653 (215 amino acids)
Biological process (GO): cell adhesion; bicellular tight junction assembly
Cellular component (GO): plasma membrane; bicellular tight junction
Molecular function (GO): structural molecule activity
Source: RefSeq, a predicted model, not a curated record